CGGAGCUUUACGCUUAGUCAGUUGAAAAUAUUCGUUUGUGUUGCUUGUUAUUUUAUAAAAAAACCUCAAAUAAUUUAAAUAAUCCAAAUUCACAAAUAUAUCGAAUUACACUAUAUUUUGUAUAUAUCCCGAAUACCGAUAAAACUCUGCAAUGGUUAAAGAGAUGCAGCGAGAGGACCUAUUCUCCAAGGAGGCGGCGCUGAAGAACCAGGCAAAGCGGGAGCUGGCCAAUGGGCUCGAGAAGCCGUCGUUAGACAAAUUGCGACUGCAGUGCUUCAGCCGCGGCGCCACGGGCAUCUUGGGACUUGCCAGAGCUUUUCGUGUUAUGGAUGACGACGGCAGCAAGACCCUCAAUCUGGAGGAAUUCAAGAAGGGCAUCAACGGUUUGGGGCUCGAUUUCAAUGAAUCCGACACUGAGGAUUUGUUCAAAAGUUUUGACACCGAUGAAAGUGGCACCAUUAACAUGACCGAAUUUCUCAUGAAAUUGCGCCCUCCAAUGGGCACAUGCCGCCUGAAUAUCAUCGAAAAGGCCUUCAAUAAGCUGGACACCAAUGCCGAUGGCCAAGUCACCAUUGACGAUCUGAAGCACAUUUAUUCGGUGCAAGACCAUCCCAAGUAUUUGAGCGGCGAACUGACCGAAGCUGACAUCUUGACUGGUUUCCUGAAAAACUUCGAAGCUGGUGCACCCAACCCAGACGGCAUCAUAACCAAGGAGGAGUUCAUCAACUACUACGCCACCAUCAGCGCCUCGAUCGACAAUGAUGCCUACUUCGAUUUGGUAGUGCGACGCGCCUACAAACUCUAAUCUUCUUUCAUUGAUCGUAGCACUCGUACGUAUGGACACGCAGUCAGAGUCCAUAUGAUUCCGACCGUAAGCUAGUUAGCACUUACUAUAUUCCAUAUAUAAGCUCUAGUUAUGCACGCUAAAAGUAAAUGCAAAAAAAUUUCAGUUGACUAGUUAUCGGCUCUGCGCACGUCUCGUAAAUCCUCUUAUUCGUACCUAACGUUUUCUUUUAAUUAACUGGCAAAAUUAUAAAAAUCAAAUAAAACAAA
Drosophila hydei is the source of this 1053-nucleotide messenger RNA. RefSeq names its product calcyphosin-like protein. Bases 152 to 805 code for a protein of 217 amino acids. NCBI's taxonomy places the organism in Eukaryota, Metazoa, Arthropoda, Insecta, Diptera, Drosophilidae. The transcript has 5 exons. Gene Ontology annotation, molecular function: calcium ion binding. The record is from RefSeq and is a predicted model, not a curated record.